Mercurialis annua (annual mercury) is the source of this 518-nucleotide messenger RNA. Its product is annotated as adenine phosphoribosyltransferase 1-like. The record is from RefSeq and is a predicted model, not a curated record. Bases 12 to 518 code for a protein of 168 amino acids. Gene Ontology annotation, molecular function: adenine phosphoribosyltransferase activity. The transcript has 6 exons. NCBI's taxonomy places the organism in Eukaryota, Viridiplantae, Streptophyta, Magnoliopsida, Malpighiales, Euphorbiaceae. Gene Ontology annotation, cellular component: cytosol.
AUAAAGAAGAAAUGGCUUCUCAAGAAGAGAAAGAUAAUCGCAUUGAAAGAAUCUCUACUUCAAUUAGAAUCAUCCCUAACUUUCCCAAACCUGGGAUUUUGUUUCAAGAUAUAACAACUUUUUCGCUAGAUACAAAAGCACUUAAGGAUACAAUUGAUCUGUUUGUUGAGAGGUACAAAGGCAAAGACAUAUAUGUUGUUGCAGGUGUUGAAGCAAGAGGUUUUAUAUUUGGGGCAAAGUUUGUUCCCAUGAGGAAACCUAAUAAGCUGCCUGGGGAUGUUAUUUCAGAAGAAUACUCAUUUGAAUAUGAAACAGACAAAAUUGAAAUGCAUGUUGGUGCUGUUGUAAUACCCCCUGUACAAGCACGAGAGCGUGCUUUGGUUAUAGAUGAACUCAUUGCGACUGAUGGCACUUUAUAUGUUGCAAUCAGACUUCUAGGUAAUGAUUUCAAGUUAUAUGCCAGUUCUCUAUCGUAUUGGUUUGAAACCAUUAAGGGGCUUGCUUCGAAUAUUAGCUGA